CAAAAGCGAACAUAACUGAACGAUGGUUUUCUGGCGUCACCCUGCAUGAACGAGACGGCGAGGGUCUGUUCUUUGACCUGUGCCUGUGGAUCCCCAACAAAGGCAACAGAACGGAUUGUUGCUGAGGAAUAGGAGACAGCAGCAUUGGACUUGUGUAGAAACGCUGCGACCAGACUAGUCGACUGUACAUAUGUGUGACUGUUCAAUCAAUCAACCUGCUCGUCGCUGGCAAUAUUUUUGUCCCUAGAUAUGACAAUUUAGAAAAUUUAGUAAAGUCAUGCGAUGCAAAGACGUGAGAGGCCUGAGCUGAGCGAGUUCUGUAGGACCUUGGCCUGUGCCUCUGCGUGUGAAUGCCGCAAUGGACUCGCCUUCCACGAUCGCUGCCACUAGCGAGCGCCGGAGCGGCGCUGUGUUUGUUACUGUGCCUGUGGAUCUGCACGGUGUAUUUGUUCACCAUCGAUGAGGCUGUGCAGCAAGCGGACGGACCCGAAAUAGGAGCACAUUCUGCUGAACUGAGUACUGCUAUUCAGGAUGAUCAACGUACCGUUAUGCAAGUACGACGUUGCUCCUCGGGAUAUAUCCUGCGUCUCGACGCCAGUAGCGCCGGCGAAUGCGUGCCGUGCCCCAACGGCACGUUCAGCUUUCCGGGCUGGGUGACGUGCAAGGCCAGGCUAACGUGCGACGACCUGGCGCGCGGUGCCGUGCGCAUUCUUCGCUACCUAGCGUCCGGUGCCGUGAAGCAUGUGUUUCUCGGACGGAUCAUUGACGGCUCGCUGCCGGUCGCCUACGCCUUGAGGAGCCAGCAUCACGAGGAUUUCGGUCAUCACAUUGCUGUAUUGAGAGAGCUUGCGCCGAGUCCUAGAGUGGUUCAGUUGCUCGGCGAGUGUCGGGAUGAAUACGUCGUGACGCAGUACUGGAAGCUGGGCAACGCCGGCGAGCUGGAGGAGAGGCUAGCACUCCGCGAAUACGCCGCAUUCAACACGCUGUCCGUCCGUUUUGGCCUGGCUAUGGACUACGUUGCCUGCUUGGUCAUGCUGCACGAACACGAUUACGUCAUGUGCGACGGCAACGACGUCACCAAGCUGCUGUCUCAGUUUCUGAUCACGGACGACUGGCGACUGGUGGUCAACGAUUUGGACGCAGCUGCUCGCAUCAACGUUGAACGGGAUGGUGCGCGGGCGGGUAUAAAAUGCGGCAAGCGGCAGCUAUUCGGCGGUGAAAUGAUAGCCCCGGAGCAACUCUGGCCUUUCGGCCCGGCACCAUUCAAUAACUCCCGGAUGCCGGCGUACGAUGAGAAGAUUGACAUAUGGCGAAUACCACCGGCAAUACAUGCCCUGCUCGGCCCAGCAUCGUUGCGCAAUACGAGUGACGUUCUGAGUCAGCUGGCAGGAGUUUUUGCCCGGUGUCGCAGCAGACAGGCAGCGGCCAGACCAAGCGCUGUGACUGUCUGGAAGGAAAUGGCAGCAGUGCAGCGGAAACUGAAUCUCACUCGUCUUCAUGACAUGCGCUGCUGACAGUUACCGGCGUCCAUCAUGAUUAUUCAUACUAUUUUCAUGCCAACGCUGCUCGGUGCAAGUAGAACCAUUUUCCGUGAAACUGAGGUGAAUACGAUCGUGCUCGGUGUUGUGAACUUGCUGCAAACUGACCCUUUGUGAUCACCUAUUUAUUGCCAUCUAUUGAGUUCAAACAGGUGCAUGGUAUAAAACUAUUUUUUUAAAGAAAUGAUGUGGUUGCCCAUAUUACCAUACACACUAUGUGUGGUGGUCUGUGAAAGACUUACUCGAGGACUGGUUCGUACUGAAUCUAGAUCCGGUGCGGAGUUGAGCCAACCUUGUAGAUAAUGACCCUCGGCCGGGUAUAUGAGAAAAGUGUUGUUAUACCCGAGUUGAGGUUUUGUUA
Messenger RNA from Sycon ciliatum, 1899 nucleotides. RefSeq names its product protein O-mannose kinase-like. NCBI's taxonomy places the organism in Eukaryota, Metazoa, Porifera, Calcarea, Leucosolenida, Sycettidae. Gene Ontology annotation, molecular function: protein kinase activity; carbohydrate kinase activity; ATP binding. Gene Ontology annotation, biological process: protein phosphorylation; protein O-linked glycosylation; carbohydrate phosphorylation. Gene Ontology annotation, cellular component: endoplasmic reticulum membrane. The coding region runs from base 351 to 1514 and encodes 387 amino acids. The transcript has a single exon. The record is from RefSeq and is a predicted model, not a curated record.